This is a messenger RNA of Helicoverpa armigera (cotton bollworm), 873 nucleotides long. Its product is annotated as retinol dehydrogenase 11-like. The transcript has a single exon. Bases 1 to 873 code for a protein of 290 amino acids. Lineage: Eukaryota; Metazoa; Arthropoda; Insecta; Lepidoptera; Noctuidae. The record is from RefSeq and is a predicted model, not a curated record.
AUGAGUCACACAUCGUUCGCUUCACCGGUCAGAAUACCGAACAAAGUGGUUAUUGUAACCGGUUCUAACACCGGUAUCGGCUACGAGACCGCCAGGGAGUUGUCCAAGCGUGGUGCAAGAGUUAUUCUAGCAUGCAGAGACUUACAAAGAGCACAAAAUGCGGCGUCAAAGAUCCAAUCAGAGACCGGUAAUGAUGUUAUAGUCAAACGCUUAGACUUGGCAUCAUUUAAGUCUAUCCAUUCGUUUGCUGAAGACAUCAAAGCAAAUGAAUCCGUUAUAAACAUUUUAAUCAACAACGCUGGAACGGGAGUUUUAGAUAAUUCUCUGACUGAAGACAACUUGCCAAUAGAAGCCCAAGUUAAUCACUUCGGUCCAUUCUUACUCACGAUGUUAUUAUUGCCAUUGAUGAAAGAUUUGCCCGAAACAUCGCGAAUAAUCAACGUAUCGUCCGUUAUGCACAAAUUUGGAAAUGUAGAGAAUCUGGACAAACAGGCUAAUAGCUUUUUGGGUUGGAGAAGAGUUUAUUCUAACACAAAACUAGCAAAUGUACUGUUUACGAAGAAAUUAGCUGAAGUAGUGAAGAGUAAUAAUGUAACUGUGAACUGCUUACACCCAGGGGCAGUGAGCACCGACAUCUUUCGCAAUCAACCAAGGAUAAUUAAAUUCCUGUUGAAAUGUAUGUUUCUGACGCCGGUUGAGGGGGCACAGACUUCGAUAUAUUUGGCGCUAGCUGAGCAUCUAGACAACGUUUCCGGGAAAUACUUCAGCAACUGUGCUGAAGAGACGCCUUCUAAAAAAGCUAUGGACCGUGAAGCUGCGGAUAAAUUGUGGGAUUUAUCUUUGAAAGUCUGUUUUGGAAAAGAGGGACAGUAG